UCUGAAGAAACAGGAGUUGAGGGUGCCCCUUUAAACCACAGGACUGCAAUUGAUCUCUGCAUGUUUUCUGGUUUUCCUCCCUUUGAAAGGAGAGUGAGAGCCAAAAUCACUGGCUGUGCCGUGGAGCUGCCACAUCUCAGCACUGAAAAGGUACAGUGCAAGUGAAUUUAAACAGUUUUUGGCUUUCUAUUCCAUAUUGCCAUGAGCUUUGAGAAUGAUGAACCAAGUACAUGCUUUAUUUAGGGGCUAAGUGAGACACUGAUUCCUCCAAUCUGACAGUGUUUCAGCCUCCGGAGGGAGAAGGCAGCAAAACAGAAGCAGCAGAAGCAACAGCAGUAGCAGCAGCAGCAGCAGCAGCCCGCGCUGAGUCCAGGGGAGACUUGAUCUCCUGUUCAUCCUAGAACACUACGCUUGGCUUGUGCGCUGUCCAGGGUCCUGAAACAUGAACCAAACAGCCAGCGUGUCCCAUCACAUCAAGUGUCAGCCUUCAAAAACAAUCAAGGAACUGGGAAGUAACAGCCCUCCACAGAGAAACUGGAAGGGAAUUGCUAUUGCCCUGCUGGUGAUUUUAGUUGUAUGCUCACUCAUCACUAUGUCAGUCAUCCUCUUAACCCCAGAUGAACUCACAAAUUCAUCAGAAACCAGAUUGUCUUUAGAAGAUCUCUUCAGGAAAGAGUUUGUGCUUCAUGAUCCAGAAGCCCGAUGGAUCAACGAUACAGAUGUGGUGUAUAAAAGCGAGAAUGGACAUGUCGUUAAACUGAAUAUAGAAACAAAUGCCACCACAUUAUUAUUGGAAAACACAACUUUUGUAACCUUCAAAGCAUCAAGACAUUCAGUUUCACCGGAUUUAAAAUAUGUCCUUCUGGCAUAUGAUGUGAAACAGAUUUUUCAUUAUUCGUAUACUGCUUCGUAUGUGAUUUACAAUAUACAUACUAGGGAAGUUUGGGAGUUAAAUCCUCCAGAAGUAGAGGACUCUGUCUUGCAGUAUGCAGCCUGGGGUGUCCAAGGGCAGCAGCUGAUUUAUAUUUUUGAAAAUAAUAUCUACUAUCAACCUGAUAUCAAGAGCAGUUCAUUACGACUGACAUCUUCUGGAAAAGAAGGAAUAAUUUUUAAUGGGAUUGCUGACUGGUUAUAUGAAGAGGAAAUUCUGCACUCUCACAUCGCCCACUGGUGGUCGCCCGAUGGAGAAAGGCUUGCCUUCCUGAUGCUUAAUAACUCAAUGGUGCCAACCAUGGUCAUCCCUCGGUUUACUGGAGCGCUGUAUCCCAAAGGAAAGCAGUAUCCUUAUCCUAAGGCAGGUCAAGUGAACCCAACAAUAAAAUUGUAUGUUGUAAACCUGUAUGGACCAACUCAUACUUUGGAACUUAUGCCACCUGACAGCUUUAAAUCAAGAGAAUACUACAUCACUAUGGUUAAAUGGGUAAGCAACACGAAGACGGUGGUGAGGUGGUUGAACCGACCUCAGAACAUCUCCAUUCUCACAGUCUGUGAGACCACUACUGGAGCUUGCAGUAGAAAAUAUGAAAUGACAUCUGAUACGUGGCUCUCUAAACAGAACGAGGAGCCUGUGUUUUCUAGAGAUGGCAACAAAUUCUUCAUGACAGUUCCUGUUAAGCAAGGGGGCCGUGGAGAAUUUCACCACAUAGCUAUGUUCCUCAUCCAGAGUAAAAGUGAGCAAAUUACCGUGCGGCAUCUGACAUCAGGAAACUGGGAAGUGAUAAAGAUCUUGGCAUACGAUGAAACUACUCAGAAAAUUUACUUUCUAAGCACCGAGUCUUCGCCCAGAGGAAGGCAGCUGUACAGUGCUUCUACUGAAGGAUUAUUGAAUCGCCAGUGCAUUUCAUGUAAUUUUAUGAAAGAACAAUGUACAUAUUUUGAUGCCAGUUUUAGUCCCAUGAAUCAACAUUUCUUAUUAAUCUGUGAAGGUCCCAGAGUCCCUGUGGUCAGCCUACACAGCACAGACAACCCAACCAAAUAUUUUAUAUUGGAAAGCAAUUCUAUGCUGAAGGAAGCAAUCUUGAAAAAGAAGCUAGCCAAGUCAGAAAUCAAAACCCUUCAUAUUGACGACUAUGAACUUCCUUUACAGUUGUCCUUUCCCAAAGAUUUUAUGGACCGAAACCAGUAUGCUCUUCUGUUAAUAAUGGAUGAAGAACCAGGAGGCCAGUUAGUUAAUGAUAAAUUCCAUAUUGACUGGGAUUCCGUACUUGUCGACACAGAUAAUGUCAUUGUAGCAAGAUUUGAUGGCAGAGGAAGUGGAUUCCAGGGUCUGAAAAUUUUGCAGGAGAUUCAUCGAAAGUUAGGUUCAGUAGAAGUAAAGGACCAAAUAGCAGCUGUGAAGUUUUUACUAAAACAGCCAUACAUUGACUCCAAAAGAUUAAGCAUUUUUGGAAAGGGGUAUGGUGGCUAUAUUGCAUCAAUGAUCUUAAAGUCUGAUGAAAAGCUUUUUAAAUGUGGAUCAGUGGUUGCACCUAUCACAGACUUGAAGUUAUACGCCUCAGCUUUCUCUGAAAGAUACCUCGGCAUGCCGUCUAGGGAGGAAAACACUUACCAGGCAGCCAGUGUGCUACAUAAUAUUCAUGGCUUAAAAGAAGAAAAUAUAUUAAUAAUUCAUGGAACUGCUGACACGAAAGUUCAUUUCCAGCAUUCAGCAGAAUUAAUCAAGCACCUAAUAAAAGCUGGAGUGAAUUAUACUAUGCAGGUCUACCCAGAUGAAGGUCAUAAUGUCUCUGAGAAGAGCAAGUAUCAUCUUUACAGCACAAUCCUUAGAUUCUUCAGUGAUUGUUUAAAGGAAGAAAUAUACGUCUUACCACAGGAACCCGAGGAAGAUGAAUAAUGAACCCUAUUUAUACAGAACAGAUGGAAAUAUUGAGGCUGAAUGGAACCUACCCAAGAGACUGUAAUAUUGUAGAUGCUCCAGAAUUUCAAAGGCAGCUUAUGGAGAUGACAUUGGAACAGCACACUCAGAGAGACACCGAACUGGCAUUUGAUGACACAAGUCCAAGGCUACUGUGUUGCCAAGGGUGCAGAACCUGUUUCUUUGUAUAAGGAAGGUUAUAGGAUUGGUUUCCUGGGAGAAAUUAGUUUUGCAUUAAAGUAGUAGUGCAUGUUUUCUUCUGUUCUCUCCCUGUUUGUUAUGUAACUAGUUGCUCUCAUUUUAGUUUCACUGGUCACCACCCCCUUUGCAUAUAAUGCACAACUGAUCAUCCGUCCCACAGUCCCUGAUCUUUUAUGGCUGAACUGCAAUCUAACACUUUACUGUACCUUUACAAUAAGUGCAAUUCUUUCAUUGUCUAUUAUUAUGCUUAAGAAAAUAUUCAGUUAAUAAAAAGCAGAGUAUUUUAUGUAACUUCUGUUUUUAAAAAGGCAUUAUUAAGUGGGUCAAAGGACAUAUAGAAAUAUGGAUUUCAGCACCUUCCAAAGUUCAGCCAGUUAUCAGUAGAUACAAUAUCUUUAAAUGAACACACGAGUGUAUGUCUCACUAUAUAUAUACACACAAACACACGUGUGCAUCUACAGUCAAUGAAACUAUCUUUACAUGUUAUUCAUGCUACAAAGGGUAAACUUUUGAUGAAUUAGAAGAGAUGCUCUUUUCCAGACUAUAAUGGAUGCUUUGUUUAAUGAGCCAAAUAUGAUGAAACAUUUUUUCCAAUUUGAAUUCUAGCUAUUGCUUUCCUAUAAAUGUUUGGGUUGUGUUUGGUAUUGUUUUUAGUGGUUAAUAGUUUUCUAGUUGCAAUUUACUUUUUUGAAUAUGAUACCUUGUCACAUGUAAAUUAGAUACUUAAAUAUUAAAUUAUAGUUUCUGAUAAAGAAAUUUUGUUAACAACGCAAUGCCACUGAGUGCUAUUUUGCUCUUUUGGUGGAGAAGGCUUUUUUAAAAACACUUGGUCCUUUUACUUCUAUCUCUUAGGACAGAAUCAAUUCACGUUUUCAUUGUAAAAGCUAAGAGCUGGAUUAUUCCAUUUGCCACUUUCUACUUAGUAUUCCAUGCCUGCCCAAUGCAUCUGUUACUGUUUAAUUUAAAUCCUUCUGGUAAGAAUUAGAAAUGAAACAUUUUUUACUCAUUGGCCAAAAAGUUCACAAACAGCAGUGUUUGCUAUUUAAUUUGAAUUGAAGGCACAAAAUGCAUCAAUCCCUAUGCUGUGCUGACUGGCAGUAAGUAAGUAAGAGACUGAGAGGACAAAAUAGAUGUGGCCAUGUGAAGUUAGCGUCAGUCACGAGAAUAGUGACAUUGCUGACGAAAGGCAAAGAGGAGCUUCUCACUUUGAGGAAUGUUCCAGAAGAUAUUUAAAAGUCUGUGUGUAGGCAGUAUACUUACUGUGCUUUCAUGGCUUUAAAGAAGUCCAUAGGACAAACUGGAUUACCAUAGCAUCAGGAUAAAGGGAGGAAAUUUACAGAUAUCAAGGAAUCGCCAGUCACUCUUCUGUUUUGUUGAAGGAUCAGCCCAGAAUUGUGGGUAUUUGGAAACUUGUGAAUUAUUGAUUGUGAUCCCAGUUUUCUUCUGGAUACUUUGGGAUUGUGUCUUCAUUGCUUCAUUGGAUUCAAAUUUAAAUGAGAAAGGUUUUCUCUUCUGAAGGACCCAUCUGAGGUCUUUUUCAAGACUAGUAAACACAUUUUUUAACAAAAUAAGUUGUAACUUUAAAAGGAAAGUUUUGCCUAUUUUAUUAAGAUGGAAAUUUUCUUUUUAGGCUGAUUUGAAGUCCAACUGAAGCUUUUUAAUCAAUAUUUUGAAUUUGAACCACUAGAGUUUUUUAUGAUGCAAAUGAUUAUGUUGUCUGAAAGAUGUGGUUUUAUUGAAUGUCUAUUUGAGUAACAUUUAAAAAGUAUUUACCUUUUACUGU
Messenger RNA from Otolemur garnettii (small-eared galago), 4838 nucleotides. It is a transcript of the gene DPP10, whose product is annotated as dipeptidyl peptidase like 10. Gene Ontology annotation, biological process: proteolysis. The record is from RefSeq and is a predicted model, not a curated record. Lineage: Eukaryota; Metazoa; Chordata; Mammalia; Primates; Galagidae. Bases 443 to 2833 code for a protein of 796 amino acids. Gene Ontology annotation, molecular function: serine-type peptidase activity; dipeptidyl-peptidase activity. The transcript has 26 exons.